Chrysoperla carnea is the source of this 1284-nucleotide messenger RNA. RefSeq names its product L-lactate dehydrogenase-like. The coding region runs from base 115 to 1125 and encodes 336 amino acids. Gene Ontology annotation, biological process: carboxylic acid metabolic process. Lineage: Eukaryota; Metazoa; Arthropoda; Insecta; Neuroptera; Chrysopidae. Gene Ontology annotation, cellular component: cytoplasm. The transcript has 7 exons. The record is from RefSeq and is a predicted model, not a curated record. Gene Ontology annotation, molecular function: L-lactate dehydrogenase (NAD+) activity.
UUAUAAUUAAUUAUUAUUUUUUAUAGUUAAAAAUAAAUUUUAAGUGUGUUUGGAUUUAAAAGUUUGGUCUUAAUAAUAACCAGUUAUUGAUUAAGUCUAUUAAAAAUAAAAAUCAUGACAACAAUGCAGAAAUUAUUCACAGAGGUCUCCCAGCCUGUUGCAACUGGAGGCAACAAAGUCACUAUUGUUGGAGUUGGAGCUGUUGGAAUGGUUUGUGCAUAUGCUCUUCUCACUGAGAGAUUGACAAACGAGUUAGUCCUGAUGGAUAUGGUUAAAGAUAAAUUGCAAGGUGAAAUGUUAGAUUUACAACAUGGUGCAGCAUUUUUAAGAAAUGUUUCAGUUAAAAGUAGCACUGAUGAUUAUUCACUUACAAAGAAUUCACGUAUCGUUAUAAUAACGGCUGGAGCCCGUCAACGCGAAGGUGAAUCUCGGCUUGCUUUGGUUCAACGUAACACAGAUAUUUUUAAAUCAAUCAUACCACAAAUCAUGAAAUACAAUUCAGACACUAUAUUACUGGUGGUCAGUAACCCUGUUGAUAUACUCACAUAUGUUGCAUGGAAGUUGAGUGGAUUGCCUAUACAUAAAGUUAUUGGCUCUGGAACAAAUUUAGAUACAUCACGUUUUAAGUUUUUAAUUUCGGAAAAAUUAAAUAUUGCACCGUCUAGCUGCCAUGGAUGGAUUAUUGGGGAACAUGGUGAUAAUAGCGUUCCAGUAUGGUCCAGCGUAAAUGUAUCAGGUGUAAGAUUGACCGAAAUAAAUCCAAAAAUUGGAACAGCUGAGGAUGAAGAAAAUUGGUUACAGCUUCAUAAAGAAGUGGUUAACAGUGCUUAUACAAUAAUCAAAUUGAAAGGUUAUACAUCAUGGGCUAUUGGUCUUAGCGUUGCUGACAUUUGUCGCGGUCUUAUAAGAAAUAAUAAUAAUCUGUAUGCUGUUUCUACGCUAGUCAAGGGAUUCCAUAAUAUUAAAGAAGAAGUAUUCUUAUCACUGCCAGCCGCUUUGGGUUGUAAUGGUAUCACACAAGUGGUAAAUCAAAAAUUAACACCUAGUGAAGUACAACAAUUACAGGAAUCUGCAAGGGUUAUAGCUGAAGUUCAAAGUGGUCUAAAUUUCGAUUUAAAACAAUAAAAAAAACAAUCAUGAGGUUUGCCUAAUUUAUUAAGAUUUUGAUUUUUAAGUCUCAAAUUGUAAGUAUUCAUCAAAAUCAAGGUAUUGCAAGCUAUUUUGGACAUGGUUGUACUUGAAAGAUGAAUAAAAAAUUGGCAAUUAAGAAAUAAUGGCAACAAU